UGUACAUCUAUAAUAUAGCUGUUACAUAGAAUAUCCACCAGAAGUUGAUUUUAGUUGAAUGUUGUCUGGGGGCGCUGUCAAAACACUCCCCAUUCCAGAUUUUCUCCACGGUACCAACAGGGAGAACCGCGUGUGGUUGUCUGACCAGGUUCCAUUGAGUUGACGGGAACACAUCACAGGGGGGGGAAUGAAGAGGGGCGUCGAAAAAAUCUAGAAUUCAAACUCAACAUACCAGUCUUUGGGUUGAGUUCAUGGAUCUGUGACGAUUAGACUAGGAGUUGAUUAUUUUGCUGUUAUUUUUAAUGUUGUUAAAGGUGUAGGGAAACUGUCGGCGAAGAUUUGAAUCAGCAUGCUGCUGGUCUGAAACAAAGGGGUCGGGACUCCGGAGUGUUGCAGUGGUAAAAGCAGGUUGAAAGGGUGGACAGUGGCCACAACUCACCACUGACAAGAUGGAGCGGGAGGAGCAGUGGUGGACGUGCCAACUCGCUGCAGACAUCCACCAGUCUCUACGAAUAAAGGAGCUGAAGUUGCCUACCUACAAGGCCCACUCUCCUCAGAUCAGGAUGCGGCGUUACUUUGCUGACCUGCUGGCUGUCCUCAGUAACCGCUACCAGCUGUGCCCAGCGGCUCGCCACCUGGCCGUCUACUUCCUGGACUUGUUUAUGGACCACUACGACGUGGCAGUCCGUCAGCUCUACGUCAUCGCCCUCUCCUGUCUCCUCCUAGCCAGUAAGUUUGAAGAGAAGGAGGACUGUGUGCCAAAGCUGGAGCAGCUCAACUCUCUGGGCUUCAUGUGUAGUCUGAACCUGUCACUGACCAAGAAGGAUCUGGUCAAGAUGGAGCUGCUUCUCUUAGAGACGUUUGGCUGGAACCUGUGUAUGCCCACGCCAGCACACUUCAUAGACUACUACCUCCAUGCUGCUGUACAGGACGGAGACCUGCACAACGGCUGGCCUCUCUCCUCCCUCAACAAGACCAGAGCCUUCAUGGACAAAUACACACACUACUUCCUGGAAGUCUCACUGCAAGACCAUGCCUUCCUGGGCUUCCGGCCGUCCCAGGUGACGGCAGCUUGCAUCGCGGCGUCCCGCAUCUGUCUCCAGAUCACCCCCAGCUGGACCACCGUCCUCCGCCUGCUCACCGGAUACUCCUGGGACCACCUCACCCAGUGCAUAAAGCUGAUGCUGCUUGCCCAUGACAACGAUGUGAAACAGGCCAACAAAUCCAAGUCCAACUCUUCAUCUGUCCAGAGCCCUCUCCAACCCCAGGCCCAUCCCUCACCCUCCACAGUCUCCUGCUCCACCCUGAUACAACCCUCUUCUGGCUCCCAGCAGCUGCUCCUCCAGACAGGCGGCUACCAGCAGCACCUCACCCAGCACUCCACUUCCGUUUCCCAGAUGCACAUGCUAGGUGAGUCCCAGGCUCUGGGCCCUGUUGGGUCUCGGGACUACCUCCAGUCCCACCAGACAGGGCUCCUCUCAGGCUCGGUUUCUCAGGGAGCCUUCCCCCCUUUCCACAGCCUGACCUCAGGACUGGGCUCCUCCCUGCCCCUCCAGGGACCCAUCUCCAUGCAAGUGGUCCUUGCUGCAGGUCACUGUCUCGGCCUGUCCUACGGGGGAGGCUUCCUGGGCUCCCAUCACGCCUUCACAGCAGGUUGCUUCGACAGGUGACGCCAGGAGAGGGAGGAUGAACUGAACCUGGGUCAGUCAGUGUCCUCCACCUGUCCUGACUCCCUGUCCUCCUCCACCUGUCCUGACCUCAUCCACCAAGGACGAAGGAAACCAAAAGGAAGAAGCAAUGUCAAUGCAGAUAUUGCUGCGGUAUUGACCUAACAAAGGUCCUAACUAUUUGAAGUGACAAAAUAUUUUUGAUGAGGUGUUUACAUACAGUAUGUUCUGUUCCUUUCACACGACUGCUUGAUCUAUACUGAGAGACUGUGAGGGUGGUUUGACCACUGUGAUUCUGAUAUCAACUGUGGUUGUCUGGAGCCCCUGCUUCCACACCAUUUCUCUCAAUGUGGGACAUCUUGUUUUUUAUACUAGUAUCUUUCAAUGCUGCUGCCUUAAACAAAACGAUGGCUUUAUGAUCAUGCAAGUGGUCUGUCGUUGGUAUUGUUUACACCCGUGGUUCUCAAACCUCUCCUCAGGGACCGCCAGACAUUUCACAAUUUUGUUGUAGCUCUGAACUAGCUCACCUGAUUUACCUAUUCAAGGGCUUGAGGAUUAGUUGACAAGUUGAAUCUGGUGUUAGCUCUAGAAUAAAUAAAAUACCUGGAAUGGCUGGGGGUCCCUGAGGAGAGGUUGGAGGACCACUGGUUUACAUGAACAAUAACAUAGAUCAGGGUGUUUGACGGAUUACUUGGGGGGGGGGGGGGUUGACACAGCUGUGUCAAUUAAUUCCAUUUUUAUGUUGUUUAACUUCUACUGGUUAAAGACGUGUGUGUUGUAGGAGAGAUGUCUCACUGAGAUUUCUGAUCUAUUCUUUGGCCUUGGCUGGUGUUUUUUAAUUUAACCUUUUUAUUUAAUUAGGCAAGUCAGUUAACAACAAAUUCUUAUUUACAAUGACGGCCUACCCCCGGACGAAGCUGGGCCAAUUGUGUGCCGCCCUAUGGGACUCCCAAUCACGGCCGGAUGUGAUACAGCCUGGAUUUGAACCAGGGACUGUAGUGAUGCCUCUUGCACUGAAAUGCAGUGCCUUAGACCGCUGUACAACUUGGGAGAAGACUCCGUCUUGUUUUGCUGUUCUGGUGCCACUGCAGGCAUGGAGCCAUGGUGUCCAGAGGAACAGACACAUCUGUCCUCUCAGCAAAUCAAACCACAGGGGAGGAAGUGAUACUUUACUAGCUAGUCUCCGGGGGGGCGAAGCCACGCUUUCUCCUCAGUUGUCAUGUAAAUUCUCCUGACUGGUACCAUUUAAUAUGUGUGUCUUUGACUGAAACCCAUGCCAGUCACACAGCCCUCUCUGGAACAGCUUCUGCUGCUCUCAUUGUCACAAACACCUUGAGCAGUUAAUGAAGCCAUGAAAAUGUUGCUGCACAGGAUAUCUUGUAGCAUCCAUCAUCUAUGUUCUGUAUUACUGCUCUGUUGGAGAUAGAGACACAAGCAUCACGCUGCACCCACGAUAACAUCUACAAAUCUGUGUGAAUGUGACCAAUAAACGUUGCUUAGCACAUACAACUACUGAUGUCCUACCUCGGUCACUCUCCCAAGUUUUGUCGCGUUAUUACAACAAACCUGCUGUAAAAUUCACCUUGCCGGGUCAGAUGGACGGAGUUGCCACCAAACAUGAGAUCCUAUAAAAUGAGUAAAAAUAUAGUUGACCAUAAGAUGUUUUUUUGUGAUUUAUUGGUUGCCGUGGAUACGACCCAUUGAAUGUCAGUAGGAAUAUCUCCGACAAUUGAAGAGCAGAAGUAAAAUAACAAAGUUUGACUUUUUUUAUUUGACGCUUACAUGGAAUAUUGGCCGCGUUCACAUGCUACUCGGAAUUAGGGAACUCUUGACAUUUCUGCACGUGUAUAACUACAACCAGUCAGUUAGCAAGUGGGAAAUGUCAGAGUUUCCUAAUCCCGACUAGCAUGUGAACGCGACGUGAGCUUGACGUUUGUAUGGUGAGUCAUGACGCUGUCAUUUAGUGACGUCUAAGUCCAGGCAGGCCAGACAUGCUGUUACCAUUUAGUCAAGGACACGUGGGUCCAGUGUCCGUGUCCCAGGCUUGAUGGGGUGAGACGUUUUUGUUUUUUUAUAGAGUAUUAAAUAUUUUCCACUGAUCACAGCCUGACCCACAAUGUCUGUCUGCUUCCACUACUGUUGACAAAUGACACGAAGGACCCCACAGGCCUCUAGUUUAGUGGGUCUCAGAUAACAAAACCAUUCUUCUGCGUACCUUAACUUUGUCCUACCUCAAUAUAUAGUGCAACCCUUGUUUUAUCAUUAGACCAAAUGUUUGUACAUUUAUAUUUGAUGUACAUUUUUUUUUUAAUCUCGUGUUUGUUUGUUUUCUAAACUGUGUUUUGUUAGAAUAGAUGAGGAGUUCAAUGCACCAUCAAAGACCAAUGUACUGUAUCUUGUGUGAUCUGUAGCCUAACGGUUGGUCAUUUGAGAUAAGACUACUUUCAAUCACACCGCCAUCUAAUGUUUUAAAGGUAACUUUUGAUUUUAUUUUAUUUUUUGUUAAUGUUUAUUAGUACUUGUGUUUUUAACUGCUUGAAGGCAGUGGAUUUCUUUACCUUAAAUGAAAAGGUUGCAACCACCAACACUUGAAAUCCAAGUGGCCCGACUACAUCUACUUCGAUGGUACAAUGAUUACAGCUAUGUGCAGGAGAAGCACAUUGGGGAAGGGAAUCAAAAAACAGUGUUUACUCUGUCAAAUGAGGUGCAAAUAAAACCCCAAACAAAUCCAGUCUGGCAGUAUCGUUCCUCCACCCUUUGUUUUUGGUCUUUGUCGAGAAUAUCCGUAGCUAGAGGUGUCGCAAGCCUCUCUGAAGUCGAUUAGCAUACCCCAAGGGGAAUAGUUUAAUAUGAAUGUCUCAACUCAUUGCACAUGAAAAGGUCUUCGAUGGGGGUGAGAGGAGGGGGCUCUACCAAUUAGCUCCACCCUCUAGAUCAGUAACCUCACCCCGGUCUCUCCUGACGCUCCCUCCCGUCCUCUACAGACCUCAAGACAAUGGAGGAGAUUCCUAUCCCUCAUGUCACUAAACAAAUGAAGUCAAGACACUGGAGACUAUCGAUACUGUUGGCGUAACAGGGAUUUGUAUCUCGCAAUGAAAAGACCAAUGUGAUUAAGGGUAAAUAAGAAACUGUAUGUGUGAAGAAUCAUUGCAGAUGAAGAAUUGUGAAAACAUGUUAGUCUCUCUUGAGAUACAAACCACAACAGAAAGACACAAUGAGGAAGUAGAAGCAAUGCACAGGAUGUCCUGUGUAUAGAGAUAGUCAGUUCAAGGGUCUUUUCGUGGAGUUUUGGUUAAACUCCCAACAGGAAUUAAAUUCAGGAACAAUGCAUAGACUUUGCCUGUCGGUUGUAUGACGAAAGACCGACAUACGAUGAAGGCAGCUGUUUUUCCCUGGUAAUUUUCAGAGCCUUUCUGAGAGGUUUUGUAACAUCAUCCUUUGUGGCCUGUAUUCAUUCACCACCGUUUCCAUGCUUGGGGGGAUCCCGAGUGGCGCAGUGGUCUAAGGCACUGCAUCUCAGUGCUCGAGGCUUUACUACAGACCCUAGUUCGAUUCCAGGCUGUAUCACCACCAGCAGUGAUUGGGAGUCCCAUAAGGCAGUGCACAAUUGGCCCAGCAUCGUCCGGAUUAGUUUUUGGAUCGGAGUAGUUGUAAAAUAACAAUUUGUUCUUAACUGACUUGCCUAGUUAAAUAAAGGUUAAAUAUAAAAUAGGAGUCUUCUAAUUUCAGUUGAUCACUGAUGAUAGGAAAGUGAGUGAGAGGUUAUAGUAACCCCCCUUCUUUGGACAGCUUGGUAGGGGGUACUGAAGUGGGGACGCUGGGGUGGGCCAGGGGGGUUGGGUAAUGGAUCAUUCUCGCUAGCUUUGUUUACAAAGCAGGGUGGGGGGAGGGGUUGGCUAGCAUAGUCCUCGGCUUACCCAGGGGCACUCACUCACCCGAGACAUCCUCUUCUCUGCCUAUCCUUUUAUUGUGUCUAUCCCAGAGAGCUUAACGGUUAAAUAAGAAUGAGGCACAAACCUAUUGAUUGCUUGUUAAUGUUUAAUACUAAAACUCAACCAUGUACAUCUGUCAUGGUGGAAUGAGAAUCAAACUCGUUUCCACAUUCUGUUCUACACACUGUUUAUUCUUGAUGUUAUAGGGUUUGAACAUUUCUAGCGAAUCUUGAUAGACUCAUUUCAACCUUUCAAAUAGUCUGAAGUUACUACUACUGUAUAUUUUGUGUUGUGUUUAAAGAUAGAUUGCCAACCGAGUGGUUGUCCCAGGAUAAACGUAGUGACAUUUGGCAAGACUGAGGUUUUCCUGUGCCCGUUAUACAUGGCAAAUGUCAUCAAGCGUAAGAAAGACAUUAAGACAAAGGCAACAAGUUGGCCAGUCUCCGUUUAUUGGCUCAUUAUUCAAUUAGAGUUGUUAAUAACACAGUCACAAUAUCUUUAGA
Messenger RNA from Oncorhynchus mykiss (rainbow trout), 6102 nucleotides. RefSeq names its product cyclin-J. The record is from RefSeq and is a predicted model, not a curated record. Lineage: Eukaryota; Metazoa; Chordata; Actinopteri; Salmoniformes; Salmonidae.